AGUAGCUUUAUUUAUUUCCACAAGCACAGCCAGGCAGCUCCGGACAUUAUAAUUAAUCAACUGACAUGAUUUGGGGGAUCCUCACUCCCAAUCCGUGCAAAACAGCAAUCCAAUAAAACACAGCAAUUCAUAAACACCACAAAGAGGAAAACAUCUCCAUUCGGGUAUCACAGCACACCUUUCCAGUGUUCUCAAUAAAAGGUUGCCCGCAACCCUGUCACUAAUAAAUUAUGUUGCACAAAAGCUACCCGACUUUCAAUUAUAAAAACAGACACGGAUACAUAUUAGUCAAAUUAGAGAGUUAAUAAAAGGGAGACUUCCCUGCUCCCUGAGACCCUCCCCUGGGGGCCUGAUGGCAAGGGACAGCGAAUCGAACUUUCAGGUGGCCAGCGAGGUUCCAGUAUGUAAAUUCCCGUGUCUAUCUUCACUGGCGGCGAUCCUACUGACCGCGACCAGCACAAUUCGUACCCGGUUUUGACCAACGCUCCCCCAGCGUUUCGCCUGGACGCUCCAGAUCAACCUCGGACUCUCUCUCCCGCACGUUGCUCCUCUGCAUGCUCAUAUUGUCUCCUACCCAGGCGAGCAGGUGAAGUGUGGCUAGGAGAUCAACAACAUGUGUUGGACGGAGAUGUUCCUACGGGCCCGGCGGAGGAUGCGCUCGCUGAUCUCUGGUCUGCCCUGCUGCUUCUGGUUUCUACUGCUGUUCGGCGCGGGGGGCCUGGUGCUUUUCAUCCACCUGGAGGACCUCUCCGAGAUGGUCCAGCUGGGACCAGAAGGGAAGUUGAGUGACACCACGCGGGAGGUGAGAGGGAGCAAUGAGGGCCUUAAGAGUCCCAUCCCGCCGAUGCAGUUCCCUGCGUUUGAGCCUGUCUCCCCGGGGCCGCCCAGCCACGACGCAGACUCUUCUCAGGUGACCAAACGCCACAGAAAGCUCUUGAAGACCAACCCUGUGAUGCGAUCCCAGGGCAAAGCUUCCUUCCUUCCUCCUUCAUCCUCCUCCGACUCCUCUUCCUCCUCCUCCGCUGAUCCUUCCUCCAGCCAGAGCAGCUUGGAGACCUCCCGUGUCCUGGAGGCGCGGCGCCGCUGGGUCAGAGAGGUGUGCACCAAGUACAAGACCAAGAUCCCGCAGAACAUCACGUCAAAGCGACUCUCCCGCAUAUUUGUGGAAGACAAGCAUAAGAUCCUGUACUGUGAGGUGCCCAAGGCGGGCUGCUCCAACUGGAAACGGGUCCUGAUGGUCCUAGCAGGCAUCGCUAACAAUGUCACAGGGAUCAAGCACAACGCCGUCCACCACGGCAACCACAUCCGGCAACUGGACAGCUACAAACGGGAAGGGAUUGCUUACCGCCUACGGAACUACACCAAAGUGCUGUUCGUGAGGGAGCCCCUGGAGAGACUGGUCUCGGCCUACCGGGACAAGUUUGAGAGCCCCAACAACUACUACUACCCGGUGUUUGGACGGCCAAUCAUCAACCGUUACCGUGUCAACGCCUCCAAGGAGGCUCUGCACACCGGCAGUGGCGUGACGUUCCCCGAAUUCAUGCAGUACCUGCUGGAUGUGCACAAGCCCGUGGGUAUGGACAUCCACUGGACGUCUGCCAACCACUUGUGCCACCCCUGCCUGGUGGACUAUGACUUUAUCGGGAAGUUCGAGACCAUGGGGGAGGAGGUCAACUUCGUGCUCCACCGGAUAGGGGCACCAGCAAACCUCACCUUCCCCACCUUCAAGGACAGGAACCCCUCAGCGGAGAGAACUUCCUUAAAAAUAAUGCAGCGGUACUUUGCACAGCUCAAUGCCGCUGACUUGCAACGAGUCUAUGACUUCUACUAUAUGGACUACCAAAUGUUUAAUUACUCUAAGCCCUUCCAUGAGUUGUACUAAAAAUAUUGUCCAUUACUUAAUCCUUUCCCUGUCAGAUCUGCAUACCCUCUCCUAACUAUUUCUCUGACAUUAUGUCAUUUUAAGCUGCAAGGAGCAGUGUUACGGAACACUGUCAAUUCAAACUAUGCAAACUACCAGAGUAAGACUAACUAACAAUAACUAACCAAUUGCUGUCUUCACACUCUGAUGGAGAGAUGUCGAGACUGCUGCUUAAAUCUCACCAGGUCUAAAACAUGAUCUCUCUUCCCAUCUCUUGUCUUCUCUUCAGUUCCCACUUAAGGUAGAACCUCUUACCAUUUAGACACAUGCAGCCAGAAUGACACAAUUCAGUUGAUACCCUGCUACUCCAAAGAAACUGAAAGGGGACCGUAAGGACCCCCGAGAGGCAGCUCACAGAGCUGGCCUGGAUCCGAUGAAUACCGGAGUCGGUUGGCCUGUGGGGAAUUUUAGGAGUAAACAUAUCCCCAAUCCAUCACCCCCCACACCACCACCACACAUAGUGUAGGUAAUCCACCAUUGUACCCUUUAGCAAAUACACACCUGGGAAAAAAAACACUGUCACAAAGCCUUUACUGACAACUAUUUUGGUGAAAAAGGGCAUUCAGAAAACUAUAUAUAUUAUAUUCUAUUUUUAUAUGUAUUUCUAUGAUGGGUUAAUGGGGAUGAUGGUUUUGAGCUUAAUCAAAUCUUUUUA
Molecule: messenger RNA, 2576 nt
Organism: Alosa alosa (allis shad)
Lineage: Eukaryota; Metazoa; Chordata; Actinopteri; Clupeiformes; Clupeidae
Product: carbohydrate sulfotransferase 8-like
Exons: 5
Coding region: 614-1882 (422 amino acids)
Biological process (GO): carbohydrate biosynthetic process; proteoglycan biosynthetic process
Cellular component (GO): membrane
Molecular function (GO): sulfotransferase activity
Source: RefSeq, a predicted model, not a curated record